Pistacia vera is the source of this 972-nucleotide messenger RNA. RefSeq lists its product as uncharacterized. The record is from RefSeq and is a predicted model, not a curated record. NCBI's taxonomy places the organism in Eukaryota, Viridiplantae, Streptophyta, Magnoliopsida, Sapindales, Anacardiaceae. Bases 1 to 972 code for a protein of 323 amino acids. The transcript has 4 exons.
AUGAAAGAGUUAGGUGAUGAGCUAGUGGCUACUGGAGUCAAUAUUGGAGAUGAGGAACUACUUUUGUACAUAUUGGAUGGUCUCGGACCAAAAUACGAUGCUGUAGUAGCUAACUUAACAUACAAUAGUAGUAUGGCCAGUAUAUAUGAAGCUCAAUUUUUGCUCCACAAACAUGAGAUAAGGUUGGAGCGACAGAAUAAUGCUUUGACAAACUUUCAUGAGCACCUCACCUCUGCACUGAUAGCUUUUAAGCAAGGGAUAUCAGCAUGGUUAUUCACCUGGUGCUAUGGAAAUAGGAUGUCUCAUCCAAUAGAAGGCAUUAUGAGUUCUGUGAAUACAAGUUACCAAGGAGUUGGAUUUAACAAAUCUUUUUACUCAGCUGUACCACCAAAGUCUUUUGGUCCUGGUAUUGCUAAGCUUCAUGGUAAUAUGAUGAAAGGAAGAGGCAGAGGUAGAGGAUACUUUAAGCCAAAACUAAUCUAUCAAGGGUUGUUAGCUGCUACCUGUCCACCACAUGGUUCCUUAAACAAUUCGUUUGCUGGCUUUCAUGACUGCUCUGUUCCUGCAUUGACCAAGGCUGUUCCUGAGUCACUAGUACCUGCAUUCAACACUUAUGAAGCAGUAACAACUCCACAGACAGUGAAUGAUCAAGCUUGGUCUAUGGAUUCAGGGGCAUCUCAUCAGAUGACAGCAGAUGGCUCUAACCUGAUGUUUAAAUCCAAUUAUCCAGGAUGUUCUAAAGUCCAAGUUGGUAAUGGAGAAUCUAUUCCCAUUACUCAUAUAGGUAUGCUUUUGGUGCCUUCAUUUGAUACUAAUAAAGUUGUUAAAUUUAGGAAUAUAUUGUGUGUUCCAAAGAUUGCAAAGACUUUGUUAAGUAUCUCACAGAUUGCUAGGGAAAAUCCUGUCAUAGUAGAGUUCCAUACUGAUGUUUGCUUGGUAAAGGAUAAGGAUAGUGGGACUGUGCUACUUUAA